Closterium sp. Naga37s-1 is the source of this 780-nucleotide messenger RNA. The record is from the annotation of a GenBank genome assembly. NCBI's taxonomy places the organism in Eukaryota, Viridiplantae, Streptophyta, Zygnematophyceae, Desmidiales, Closteriaceae.
AUGACCGUCCAAUCUUCGCCUCCAGAUGUCACCGUCAAAGCUGCGAGCCCUUCCCAGCCGAUCGGUGCUCUAAGAUCAACGGUGGCCACUGCUGUGGCUGCUGUCGUAUCCGCUGCUGCGGCAUUCCGGGACGCGGCAGAAGCAGCUCCGACAAGCGUACAAGAAGCCGCUCAGCAAAGACACGCGGAGGAGGAACGGCUAGAAGCGUCGUUUUUCGACGGUGUCCGAGCCAGAGCGACACCCUCGCUAUUGUCACUCGCUGCCAUGUCAGCAGCGCCGCUGGCCAUCCCCAUUAAGAGCUCUCUUACGGCCUUCUUCUCCAACCUUCGCGCGAACCCCACCUUCAUGUCGGCUCUUAUUGCGUGGGCCCUCGCGCAAAUCCUCAAGGUGUUCACGAACCUCUACUUCAAAAAAACGUUCGACAUUCGAAUGGUUGUGUCGUCAGGCGGCAUGCCGUCGUCGCACACGGCCCUCUGCGUCGCCGUCACGACCUCCGUCGCUCUGCUGCACGGCGUGGGGGGCCCACUGUUCCCCAUCUGCCUCGCGUUCUCCUCCAUCAUUAUGUACGACGCCACCAACGUGCGCUACCACGCCGGCGUGCAAGCAGAGGUUCUGAAUGUGGUGGUGGAAGAGAUGCUGGAGGGCCAUCCAAUCAGCGAGAAGAAACUGAAGGAGCUCCUGGGGCACACUCCCUUGCAGGUGGUUGGAGGCUUCAUUCUUGGUGUUGUUACGGCUGCUGUUUACCAUUAUAAGACAGGACAAAUGUAUGGGUGGGCGUGA